GCCACAAAUGCCUUGUACCUGUGUCUUGGGGAUGUGGUUUGCUAACCAUCAGUAUGCUCGGGGAUGUCUGACUACUCCAAAUGGCUCAUGUAUGCCGGUGCUGCUGGUGCCAUCGGCUUGAGUCUAGCAGUGGGAUACUGGAGAGGUUGCAUGUCUUUACAACCCGAUAUCAUCGUGAAAAGUCUCGUCAGUUUACGCAAGUCCCAUCUUCAUAAAGAUAAAGUGAUAAAAUAUAUUGAAAACAAUUCAUUUCGUCUUCUCCAAGUACAACGGAAAUUGAUUGAGGUAACAAUGAAACACCCAAGUCGCAUAAUGCUGGGCAGCACAGAUGAACUUCAACUUUUGCAAAAUUUAGUUUCUCUAAUAAAAGGAAGGAAAACAUUGGACAUUGGAGUGUUCACAGGUUAUAGUGCAUUGGCUAUAGCACUAGUACUUCCUGAAGAUGGAAAGGUAGUGGCCUGUGAUGUCAGUGAGGAAUUCGCAAGAAUAGGGAAACCAUUUUGGAAAGAGGCAGGAGUAGAUCAUAAAAUUGACCUCAGGAUUGCACCAGCUCUGGAAACUCUACAGAAGUUGGUGGAUGCAGGAGAAAGUGGAACAUUUGAUUUUGCCUUCAUUGACGCUGAUAAAGAAAACUACCUGAAAUACUAUACACUUUGUAUGACCUUGGUGCGGUCCGGUGGGAUUAUUGCUAUCGAUAACGUUUUACUGGGAGACAGUGUUGCAGAUCCUGAAAUAGUACACGCAAAGACACUGGCGAUACGUGAGCUGAAUCAAUACGUUUAUGCUGACCAGCGUGUGAACAUCAGCAUGUUAAAUAUCGCAGAUGGUGUGACUCUGUGUUUUAAGAAAUAA
Lingula anatina is the source of this 852-nucleotide messenger RNA. RefSeq lists its product as uncharacterized. NCBI's taxonomy places the organism in Eukaryota, Metazoa, Brachiopoda, Lingulata, Lingulida, Lingulidae. The record is from RefSeq and is a predicted model, not a curated record. Gene Ontology annotation, molecular function: S-adenosylmethionine-dependent methyltransferase activity; O-methyltransferase activity.